Bradysia coprophila is the source of this 1209-nucleotide messenger RNA. RefSeq lists its product as uncharacterized. Gene Ontology annotation, biological process: regulation of transcription by RNA polymerase II. The record is from RefSeq and is a predicted model, not a curated record. Gene Ontology annotation, molecular function: RNA polymerase II cis-regulatory region sequence-specific DNA binding; DNA-binding transcription activator activity, RNA polymerase II-specific. Lineage: Eukaryota; Metazoa; Arthropoda; Insecta; Diptera; Sciaridae. Gene Ontology annotation, cellular component: nucleus.
UGUAUACUCUCCAGACACGGUGUGUUUACUUUCAUGUCAUCAAUUUAAUUUUGUGUGUACAUAAACAUGGAGCUGUGCAUCAUAAACGACCCGCUAAAUUACAUCGAACCGAAAGACCAUCACAAAUUUGGUGAAAUCUAUUGCAACUAUGAGGGGAAACUGACAUUCCAUUGCGUUCUGUGCCCUGCCCAAAUGAAGGAAGCCACCGAAUUCACCAUACACUACAUGGUGCACUUCAAGGAAGUGUUUGUGGUCAAAACGGAAGACGAUAAAUGCUUAUUCGAGCCGCACAUUGGAGUCGAUGAGACGGUUACAAAAUCACCGUCAGCCGACAAAACAAAAUCAGUUGACGAACCCACGGAUGUGGCGAGUUCGUUGAAGUUGGAAAAUUGCAGUGAAAUCGAUUGCGACGAUUCUACGGCCGAAGCGGAAAUGGUGGAAAAGAAACGAAAACACAAACGGGAGAGAUCGAAGAGGUACAAUCGUCCGAUACAACAAUGCCAUUUAUGCGGUAAGGACUUUGUGAGCAAAAUCUACCUGGAUCGUCACAUCGAGAAUCAUGCAUGGUUUCCGUCGAUACAUGAAUGUGAUAUUUGCGGUCGUAAGAUUAAGGAGAAAAAAGAUCUGAUGGAUCAUAUGCGGCACAUGCAUACUGGAAUCAAAUUUCCAUGCAAGAUAUGCGGUAAGGAAUUUUCCCGAUCGUCGUACGUCCAUAUGCACAUGCGAAUGCACAAUGAAAUUCGACCGUAUCAGUGUGCCGUUUGUGGUAAAACAUUCGUGAUGACCGGUGCUCUGACAUCACACAUGAGAAAACACAACAACACAAUGACCCAAUGUCCAUGUCCAACAUGUGGUAAGAUUUUCAACCGGCCAGGAGCACUGGCCGACCACGUUCGUGUCCAUACAGGAGAGAAGCCCUUCAAGUGCGACAUUUGUCAGUCAUCUUUCCGGACGCGGAAAUAUUUGAACGAGCACAAGACCAUUCAUUUGACCGAGAAAAAUCAUAGUUGCGAUCUGUGCGGAAUGAAAUUCAAGCAACAGGCCGGUGUUCGGGUGCAUAAACGGAAAGUGCACGGGAAAAAGGUGACCGUCAACAAACGAUUUAAACUGGAAGUGGAUCCGUAGAAAAACAGAGAGUGAUUGUUACGUUACGGUACGCCUCUGUUGGUUGUGGUUGCAGAGAAGGUUUAUCUCUACGAUAGCCUCUCG